Messenger RNA from Dendrobium catenatum, 1448 nucleotides. RefSeq lists its product as uncharacterized. The transcript has 7 exons. Lineage: Eukaryota; Viridiplantae; Streptophyta; Magnoliopsida; Asparagales; Orchidaceae. Bases 94 to 1323 code for a protein of 409 amino acids. The record is from RefSeq and is a predicted model, not a curated record.
CAUGGCUGAUUUGGUCUGAAUAUGCGGCUUUGCUCAAACUGAAGCACAGAAGUACACGAGCCGUUGAAUUCCAUGCCCUAGGGUUUUAGCUCGAUGCUCGAUUACGCCGCGCCCUCUACUCUUCCCGGCGAUUUCAAUGUCCGAGCUCUACGUUUCGCACUCUGCUGUCCCCAUCCAUGGCGUAGAUUUGUAAAAAACCAUCAAUUUGGAAUUGCCAAUGGGUAUACCCGAGUAAACCAUUCGCUCAUUCCAAGUCCUCUAACGCUUGACAAUAGGAACGGUUACAGCAUUCCGAUAAGUAACAAGGGGGAGCGCCCUGAAUUAAAUCGUGGGGGAUUUCUUUGCUCAUCUUCAUCUAUAUCAAGUUCGGCGGAGAACAGCGGCAGCUCCAGUGAUGAAAACCCAAGCACGUUUGAAUCUCUUAAAGAAUUUUCAGGUUUGAGGCCAAGUAUCAGAGGCGAGAAAGAGAGGAAUGGGAAUGGAGCUCCGGUGUUCACUACGUUCGAUUUUCUCGAGUUAAAGAGGGAGCUUGAGAAGGAGGAGAACGCCAGAGCGGGUUCUAUGGAGGAAGAGUUGAGGUCCGAAGGUUUUGAUGAAACAUCUUCGUCUUCAGUGAAGGAAGGAAUUGUGGUUGGUAAGUCUUGUGAUAGAGGUGGAAGGCGGGUGAUGAGGAGGUCGAAUUUGCUAGCGAAGCAGGUGAUCAGCAUGGAGUCUGCUUGUAGCUUGGGUUUUGUCUCACAGCUGUGGAUUGACACGAGAUCGUGGGUGGUAGCGUUGGUCGAGGUGAGACCAAAUUUUCUCUCUGGAGAUGCUGAAAAGUUUCUUCUGGAGGAUGUGUAUCAGGUGGGAGAUGUCGUACUUGUUCGAGAUGAGUCUGUGUUGGAAAAUGAGCUUAAGAUGACUGGUUUGGAUACAUUGGUAGGAUAUGAUGUGGUCAGGCCUGGUAGACGCAGCAUUGGUAAGAUCCGUGGUUACACUUUCAACAUCAAUACUGGUGCUGUUGAAUCACUUGAGUUUGACUCAUUUGGCUUUUCCAUCAUCCCAUCGAGUCUGGUGAGCACCUACCGCUUAUCAGUUGAAGAUGUUCUUGAUGUGGAAUCUGAUAAGGUCAUUGUGUAUGAAGAAGCUUUGUCUCAUGUUCAAAGGUUAACAAAGGGCAUUUGGGAUACUGGAAAUAUAGGCCAAUCUAGAGACCACCUGGAAGCAAGUCAUUAUUUCAGAAGAAAAAAAGCAUAUUCAGAUCAAAGGCGAAGCAGCCAAAGCUUUAGGAGCCCAAAGUCCCCUGAAGGAGUUGAAGACUGGGAUCUCCCAAUGGAUUAUUGAACUUCCUACUUAUUCAUUCCAAUGUAAGUGAUUAUGUUUUACUGUUCGAAUACAUAAUGAUUAAAUUAGUGUGAUUCCUCUGCUAAUAUCAGUUCUAUUUGCUCAACCCUAAACUUUAUGUAAAA